GGAUUACUUGCUGCAUUGUGAAGUGGCAUGAAAGAUCUGUUGAGUUUCGUGAUUUUGACGUUUAUAUAAAAUAUAAUUGUAGUUCUGGCGUGGUGAUUCGAUUUUUUUAAGUAGAUACUGCUUUGUAUUACUGAUGUAGAAAGUCAACAAAAUGCUUGGCCAGUUUAAUAACGUUGGUGUUCGCAAUUGCAAUGGAACUAAACUACGGUAUGAUCAAGCUUGUUUAGAAAUAAUUACUGAUGGCCCAGUUACUCUCUGGAGCCAGUAUGAGGAGUGUGAAGAUUGCAUGUUGUUAGAGACUGCUAACUUAAAAAAGUCUGGUCCUGUUGUCCUAGAAACAAUCAGUCCCAUCCGAUACGCUAUACUCAGCGAAGAACAUGAAAUUUGCAAUGGUACCUAUGAAUUUGGAGAGUUUGGUCAGUAUAGCAUCAAUGUUGCAAAUGAUAGUCGUAACUGCCAGCCCCGGAUGACAGCAGAGCCUGAUGCGGCGUACCUCCCGAUACUUACGGCGGUAGUUGUGUUAUUGUCUUUGGCAACACUGUGGUAUAUUGUUAAAGGAAUUCUCAAGAUAAUCAUUGCUGGACGCUUGUAUUCCAGAUACUUUGCAAGAGAGGACAAUGAACUUGGCUCCGAAACGCGCGUGAUAGUUUCAAGUGAACCUAGGUCCCCUACGAGAUCUAGACUGCGUUCGCUAGACAUCUUUAGAGGAUUCUCCAUUGCGCUUAUGAUAUUCGUGAAUGCAGGCGGUGGUGGCUACGGCAUAUUCACUCACUCCGUCUGGAACGGAUUGACAGUUGCUGAUGUGGUUUUCCCAUGGUUCGCAUUCGCUAUGGGCGAGGCUUUGGUAUUGUCGCUUAACGCCCGGCUGAGGACAUCUUUGCCGAGGAUCACGGCUCUUAAACAGGUGGCCCAAAGAUCCCUAUUAAUGUCCAUAGUUGGCAUCUGCCUUAGUUCAGUGAAUGUGUCGUGGUAUGAUGUCCGCUGGCCCGGAGUGUUGCAGCGGUUGGCUGCUAUGUACCUCAUCGUUGGUGCCGUCGAGUGUGCCUUUAUGAGGACCAGCCAGAAUAUUACGCCAGGUCGAUCCUUAUUCCGUGAUAUCGCGGCGGGCUGGCAACAAUGGUUGGCCACAAUUCUAUUGGUUGCUAUUCAGGUGUGUAUAACAUUGACUGUGUCGGCGCCGGGUUGUCCCCGCGGGUAUGUGGGACCCGGGGGUCUUCACCGUACUGCAUUAGGUGAUUUGUCGCUGGUCAACUGCACCGGUGGCAUUGCGGGAUAUAUUGACAGAUUAAUCCUCGGCUCUUCCCAUUUAUACAAGGGUGGCAGAUUCCGCAAGAUCUACAUGACCUUACAGCCCCACGAUCCCGAGGGAUUGUUGGGAAUUCUCUCGGGCGUGCUGGUCGUACAGGCGGGCGCGCACGCAACGAGAAUUAUGCUUGUGUAUAACCACGCCAGGGCAAGAAUAAUGCGUUGGGUGUUCUGGUCGAUUGUAUUCAGCGUAGUUGGUGGCGCCCUCUGUGAAUUUUCCAAAAAUGGCGGACCAAUCCCAAUCAACAAAAACCUUUGGUCCGUGUCUUACUGCUUGGUGACAGCUGGAAUGGCGUUCUUUAUACAGGCCGUGUUAUAUUUCUUGGUGGAUUUGAAGACAAAGUGGGGUGGUCGCCCCUUGUAUUAUGCAGGACAAAACGCCCUCUUCCUGUAUAUUGGGAGUGAGCUUCUAAAACGUCAUUUCCCGUUAUACUGGCAUGUGCCAGCCCCAACACACAGCCAAUUACUGGCAACACACGCGACCGCCAUGUUGAUUUGGCUGGCCGUCGGUGUUGCCCUACAUAGAAAGCGGAUCUUUAUAACGCUCUAAUAUUUGUUGCCAACACAUAAACAUAGAGAAUGGACAGCGUCAAUUGGAUCGUGAAAUAUGAUACGAAGACUUGAAAAUGAAUGUGACUAAAACGCCUGUUUUACACACUAGUGGGACUAUUUGGAACAGAGAUAGACAAAAAGGGGUAUAUUUUAGAAAGCGUGAUAUACCUCAGUUCGUGCAGGCCUGUCUUUCUAGAUAAAAAAUCUAAUUAGCAUGGACCCAGUUUUGGGGUCGUUCAAGUAUUAAAAACGCACUAUAGGGGGCAUGGGCAGGGGGGCUUUGAUUUCUUAUUUGGUGAUUACCUCAACAGUAAUUAUUAACUUUUUAAACACAUUGUCUAUGCCUGUAAACGAAAUGCACUUGCGAGGACUCCUACAAAAAAUAAUACGUAAAUUGCAGUCAAUUUGCUGACGUAAUACUUGAAAAGCCCCUGACGGUGAUCACGUGACGAUAUUAAUAUAAAUUCGAGGAUGGCAACUCGUCUAUUUCAAUUUACUUAGAUCUCUUGAAUUUUUUCGACAUUAAAUUACCUAAUUAAUUGUCUAUGUUGCAUUUGCAACGGCUUCAUUUAGUAGCAGUAGCUAUAGACUUGACUGGAUAAGAUUUAAAGACAAUUUUUGGUGCAAAUAAUUGUUACCAUACGCACUCAAUGUCAUCUGUCAAACUGUGUUAAGAUAGAAAAAAGCUUGCGCUAAAUCUUGUAUCUUAAAAUUUUACAUUCUUAACAUUUUCAAAGUAUAUUCUCUUAAUUCUAGGAAUGUAAGAUCUGCUAUAAAUCUGAAGACUGUAUUAUUUCAAGAAUUGGCUGUUGAUAUAAUAAGUUUUGCUAAUUGAUAAAUAAGUGCCUAGAAGUCUUGUAAUGAAAUAUAUCCUACAUAUUUUUUUAU
Messenger RNA from Pieris rapae (cabbage white), 2745 nucleotides. RefSeq names its product heparan-alpha-glucosaminide N-acetyltransferase-like. The record is from RefSeq and is a predicted model, not a curated record. NCBI's taxonomy places the organism in Eukaryota, Metazoa, Arthropoda, Insecta, Lepidoptera, Pieridae. The coding region runs from base 152 to 1855 and encodes 567 amino acids. The transcript has 10 exons.